ACUUCCCAUCAUCACAUUGUUUACAUGCUCUCCUUCCAGUUUACAGCCCGUCACAACCCCAACGUAACAUUAGUGCAACAAAAAUGGUGAACAAUGUUGGAGAUCUCUAGCUGUACAGUUUUGAGCCAGAUGCCAGUUCAGAUGAGAAAUACGAAGACAGACGUGUGUCAAGUGGAUGCAUCAGAAUGGACCAAAGCAGGGAGCUUGUGGCUUGCCAUUGUAGUGUCUACACACCACAAUGACAAGCUUUUUCCAACUGCAUAUUUCAUCAACAAUUUUAAGCUUAAAUUUCUUUGUAUGUCUUCCAUGGUCAAAAAAAUGCCACAAGGCCAUAGUAAAAACACCAAAAACAUCAUUUUCAUCAAAGUAGGUCUUUAAUGAAGUCAUAGUUUUUGCCCUUUUAAAAAAAUGAAGGGUAUCCUAUACCUGCAAAUGAACUGUGACAUAAAUCUAUUUUACUGGCAGAUGGAAAUUCAAGGUCACUUACGUUUAAAAUUCCUCCGAGUAUCUCUAAAUGCAGAUGGAUGGAGUGUUUGGUCAGCCAGUUUACCUGACUUUGCAAUAAUUUUGCAGGGUGCAGUUUAGCAUAACACCCACCUAUUUUGGGAGAUUGUAAGGUGAAUCCAUCUACGUGUUGUGUGGAUGUGUGUCAUCCAGCCCCCUCCCCCAGCUCCCCUGUUCUUUGUCCCUCCUCUUGUAGUCUGAGGACGGCAACCUGCUCCAGACAGCCCACAUAGAUGAUCCAUCGCCACAACCUUCACUUCACUUUCAUACCCAUUUAACCCCGGAACCUGCGCCGCUACACCCAUGCUCCACCCUCUGCCUGAGAUGCGACACCGCUGCACAGUUUCCCGGAGAAUAUCUUCAUUUGGCGCCGCUCCCCGCUGAUAGAGAGAGCAUGCCCGACGCAGGGACGGCAGCGGCCGCGGCUGCAGCGCCCACCGCCGCUGGAGGUGUGACCACCACCGGCGACGGCCCCGAGAACUCCAGGCACCGACACCGACCACAGCAGGGGGACGCGGACAGGCCGGAGCCGGCCACUGCGCCCCAGCAGAGCUCCUCGGGAGUACUGGAUAAGUUGUUUGGAAAGCGUCUGCUGCAGGCCGGGAGGCACAUCAUGUCUCAUAAAUCUUGGAUGAAAACGGUGCCCACAGAGAACUGUGAUGUCCUCUUGACAUUUGCAGACACUACAGAUGACCACACGUUACUAUGGCUACUGAACCACAUCCGGCUUGGAAUCCCAGAACUCAUCAUCCAAAUCCGACAUCACAAGCACACACGAGUCUACGCAUUCUUCAUCACAGCUACAUACGAGAAUUUGCUGAGAGGCGCAGAGGAGAUGGGACUGAGGAAGGCGGUGAAGCCCGAGUUCGGUGGAGGAACGCGAAACUUCUCGUGUGAAGAGGACUACAUCUAUGAGAACAUUGAGAGCGAGCUGUGCUUCUUCACCUCACAGGAGAGGCAGAGCAUCAUUAAACACUGGCUGGACAAUCUUCGUGCCAAACAUGGGGAGGCUCUUCAUAAUAUCACCUUCUUAGGGGGCCAGCCAAUCAUCCCGGAGCUGAGAGCCAGAGGUGUGAUCCAGCAGGUGUUUCCUCUCCAUGAGCAGAGGAUCCUCAGUCACCUCAUGAAGUCCUGGGUCCAGGCUGUUUGUGAAAAGCAGCCUUUGGAUGAUAUCUGUGACUACUUUGGGGUGAAGAUUGCCAUGUAUUUUGCCUGGCUGGGUUUCUACACCACUUCAAUGUUAUAUCCUGCUGUGAUUGGCUUUGUGCUUUGGAUGCUCACCGAGUCAGAUCAGACAAGUCGUGACAUCUGCUGUGUGGUGUUUGCCCUGUUCAACGUGGUGUGGGCCACUCUGUUCCUGGAGCGGUGGAAAAGGCGGAGCGCUGAGCUGGCGUACAAGUGGGGAACGCUGGAUGCACCUUCCGAAUCCCUGGAGGAGCCACGGCCUCAGUUUCGGGGAGUCAAGCGCUGCAGCCCCAUCACAGGAUGUGAGGAGUUCUACUAUCCUCCAUGGCGCAGGCUUGUCUUCAGGUGGCUGGUCAGCCUGCCCAUCUGUAUCCUCUGCCUCUGCUUUGUCUUCCUGGCCAUGAUCAUCUGCUUUGAGCUGCAGGAGUUUGUGAUGGGAAUCAAAGAAAUGCCUCGGCUGGUUCGCUUCAUCCCUAAAAUCUUGCUGGCUAUCACUGUGACUGCAUGUGACGAGGUGUACAGGAAAAUCGCCUGCUGGCUAAACGACAUGGAAAACUAUAGACUCCAGAGUGCCUAUGAGAAAAAUCUCAUCAUCAAAAUGGUUCUUUUUCAGUUUGUAAACUCAUAUCUAAGCCUUUUCUACAUUGGAUUCUACCUCAAAGACAUGGAGCGCCUGAAGGAGAUGCUUGCCACUCUGCUCAUCAUCCGCCAGUUCCUUCAGACUGUGAGGGAAGUGCUGCAGCCUUACCUGUAUGAGCGCCACAAGCUGGGGGAGCUGUCACUGAGAGCCGUGUGGGACUUGCUGCUCUCAGUGCUGCUGAAAUACGCUCGACUGGCAGCUGGAAAUGCCCAGGUGUCUCCAACUGAUCAGACUGUGGCUGGGCCUGGACUGAGAGGCACCAGGCCCAGCGUGGGACAGUCAGAACGGAGGGAAAAGAAGUGUUUGAACGGUGGAUGUGGAGUGCCUGAUGAGGAGGAGGGAGGGGAGAGGGACGAAGCUGACAGUGGGAGGUUCAGUGAAGGAGAGACAGAAGAGGAAAGUUUGAUUGACUGCGGUUUGAAGCUGAGGAAGGUCAGCUUCAUAGAAAAGGUGGACAGAAGGUCAGCCUGUAGUGGACCCCCCCUGGAAAACAGUUUUCUAGAAGAAGGUAGCCCUACUAUGGUAGAGAAGGGAAUGGACCCGGCGUCUGUAUUUGAAAUGUGCGAUGAGGACGACGAUAAUGGAAUCCAUGAUGUGAAGGAUCAAAGCGGCGGCGGAACUGACGGGGCGAAUGCUAUAGCUGCUGCUGCUGCUGCGGGUGGUGGCAGCGCCGCCUCACCCCCUUCAGAGAGCAGCACAUCACUGCGUCACAGAAGAGGCCGGAGUGCAGAGAGAGGCGAGACCAAAACCAGGAGGGAGUCAUGGAUAGAUCCUCCGGAAGAGAGAGAAAGCACCACACUCACUCAGGCUGAGAUGGAGAGCUGCAUGCAGACAUACGCUGACACUUUUGAGGAUUAUCAAGAGAUGUUUGUCCAGUUUGGUUAUGUGGUGCUUUUUUCCUCCGCGUUCCCCCUGGCUGCCAUGUGUGCCCUCAUCAACAACAUCAUAGAGAUCCGCAGUGAUGCCUUUAAGCUGUGCACGGGGCUGCAGAGGCCUUUUGGAGUCCGAGUGGCGUGCAUCGGCCAGUGGCAGACUGCUAUGGAAGCCAUGGGGCUAAUCGCCAUCAUAGUGAAUUGCUACCUGAUUGGUCAGUGUGGACAGCUGCAGCGGCUCUUUCCGUGGCUCAGCCCUGAAAUGGCCAUCGUCUCCAUCGUCAUCCUCGAGCACUUUGCAGUCCUCCUGAAGUACAUCAUCCAUGUGGCAAUUCCUGACGUUCCCACUUGGGUCAAGGAGGAGAUGGCAAAACUGGACUAUCAGCGCAGGGAGGCCUUCAAGAAGCACGAGCGGCAGGCACAGCAGCAUUACCAGCAGCUGCAGAGGAGGAAGAGGGAGGAAGAGGAGAGGCAGAGGCAGGCGGAACAUAUGGCCCGCAGAGAGAGGGAGCGGGAUGACAGCAGAGGCGACUCCUCUGCGGACCACCACCACGACAAAAGUCAUGGUAGCAAAUCUCGUUCUGGAGGAGGAGGGGCUAGCGGGUCAGACAAACCCAAGAGGCCGAGCUCCCUGUUGGCUAAUAAUAAUGUGAUGAAGCUGAAACAGAUCAUCCCGCUGCAGAGCAAGUUCUCCUCAGGUGGAGCCCGCUCCCCUCAGUCACCCACGGGCAGUGAGCCGAAGCUGUCUGCGUUCUUGAGCUUUAAGUUCCUCAAGUCACCUGAGAAUAAAAAAGAAGGAGCGGCUGCUUCUUCCGCCGCAGCCGGCAGCACCACAGCGACAGCAUCGUCGUCAUCAUCAUCAUCAUCAUCAUCAGGUAGCAGCUCUCAGGAGCGUUCUCAGUCACCCACUAAAGCCUUCAACCCUGGAAAAUUGUUUAACUUUGCGAAAUCUGAAGGAGGAACGGGAGUGAACGGGGCUCCACUGCCCAGACCUGGAGAAGGAUCAUCAUCACAGAUGCCAGAAAGACAACCCUCCCGCUCUGACUUAAAUGGAGUCCCUGAUGAGAUCCCCUCACCGGGCGGCGAAGCAUCCGAGAAUGGACACGGCACAGACUUGGACCCAGCAGGUUCUAAAAUCUAGAGGCUCUAAAAAGAAAAAAACAGUCGUUGGUUACCUUUUAAGAGUUUGCCUACUGUGAGAAAAGGCCUGACAGCCUCCUGCGCCGUUCAAGGCUGCUUGCAGAGGUACUUGAAAACAAUGAGAGAUGACUUUUCCUUUGGUUUGCCUUUUCUUUGGCUGACAGACGAAAAAAAAAAACAGGCUUUGUAAGAUCGACAUAAGCCUUUCUGUCAUGACCCGAUAAAAAAAACAAAAACACACACAUAACACAAAUUCUUCCUUGUCCGCAAUACUUUAAGAAACACACAAGCUGCGUUUCUACUUUUGAAGCCUUCAAACCAGAGAGCUACGUUUCUUGAUUCUGGUCAAAAAUUGUAAAAAAUAUUAUCGGCCUCACAUCAGGACAUAUCUGCUGGUAGGGAAACAAAAAGAAGAUACAUGAAGGUAUGAAAGAGUUACAUAUUAUAUCAAAUUACAGUGGGUGUUUUUUAGCUAUUACAACUCAAGUAAAGAUCAGAUAUCAGCAUCAUUUUUAACAGUGAAGACUUCGGGGGGCCCUCACUUUUAUAACAAAACAGUAAAAAAAUGAAAAGCAAUAUAAAUCAGUGUUUUAAUAAUACUCGUUAGUCGUCACAGAUGCAUUCUUACUCCCUGAUAGAUCACCAGCUUUAUUUUGAAAGCUGGGGUGAGCUUUCUCCUUUCCCUGUGGCAUUUGAUUUUGAAAUGUAAAGAGCUCAGCAACCUGAGCUAAAACAAGUAUUCAGUUGUUUUUUUCCUAGAGGAAGAGGCCAGAGAAAGGAAGACAAACACAAGAGGAGGUAGAUGAAGGUUAAAAAAUAAUAAAAGUAGAGCACUGAUGCUUGUUGCAUAUGGAGGGGGUUGUAAACACAGUUGGUGCUUCAUUCCACACACUUCAACCAAACUUGGUAAAUGAGUAAAAUAGUGAAAUAAUAACACUUAUAGCACUAAUCAUUAAAGACCUGCAUAGAGGUGCACAUCUUUGUCUCAUGACAUUAUGCCAAAGUGGAAUUUAUUUUUAAUUGUUUUACUAUUUUUAUCCAUUUUUGACUAAUUCGUGCAAUUAAAAGCUCAUUUAUUUACUGUAACAGUGACAGUAAAUGUAUUUUUUGUUAUUUUUUAUUAUAACAAAUUUUUUUAUUAUUCUUUACUAAAGCAGUAUUUGUUGCAAAACUGUUUACCCGUUGCAUGCACGGUAUCCUACAAGAGAAUCAGGCACUGACAUAAACCAAUCCUUAAUUAAUAGGGGUGUAACGAUUCAUUUUAACAACAAUUUGAUUCAUAUUGUAAUUUGUGGCUGAUGAUAUGAUUAAUAUUCGAUAUUGGUUCAUUUGGAACGAUCCGAUUCCCUGACCUAAGAUUGAUCCAGGACCUCUUCAGCCAAAAAUUAAACCAGUGGGACUCAGAGAUAAAUACCCGAGCACUGAACAGUGCAGGUUUACUUUUCCAGAUUCCUUGCAUUUCUUGCAAAAUAAUCAAGUGUACAAAUAUGUGUACAGACAGAGGCGGAGUUACCAUCAGGCAAAGGCCGGCUGGGACCCCCUAACACUUUGGGGCCCCAGAGAUGAGCACGAAAUAUAAAUGUAUAAAAUAAUUUCCACACCUAUUAUUAUUACACUCCCACUCAAUUCAUCUUGUGACCUAUGGUAAAAUCGUUCCCAGUUAUGCUGUUUUAGCCAAAAUAGAAGAAAAAAAAACCUGUGUUGGCUUUUAUGACCCAGUUUCUGCAGAACGGCAGUAGUUCAUCAGAAACUCUGAGUUGUCGAUGGGACUGUUGGCGCAGAGUAAGCCUGCCCACAGUUUCCAUCAUCCCUUUUGCUUCCCUUCAGAUUUUUGACAUUGAUACAGUCUAAAAGUGGCUAGUGAAGAAGUUUUUUGAUGAAAGUUUUAUCCAA
This is a messenger RNA of Oryzias latipes (Japanese medaka), 6234 nucleotides long. RefSeq names its product anoctamin 8b (gene ano8b). Gene Ontology annotation, molecular function: chloride channel activity. The record is from RefSeq and is a predicted model, not a curated record. Gene Ontology annotation, cellular component: plasma membrane. Lineage: Eukaryota; Metazoa; Chordata; Actinopteri; Beloniformes; Adrianichthyidae. Gene Ontology annotation, biological process: chloride transmembrane transport.